Molecule: messenger RNA, 2053 nt
Organism: Physcomitrium patens
Lineage: Eukaryota; Viridiplantae; Streptophyta; Bryopsida; Funariales; Funariaceae
Source: RefSeq, a predicted model, not a curated record
GAACGUGCGCGCGAGGGCUCCAUUGCAUCGCCGAGCACCUAGAGCUGUCCUGCCGCGGGCCAAGCCAGCUGCCUCAAAGCCACAGCAUGACGGAAUCAACAAGAAUCAUCAAAACCAAUGCCGAAUUACACUUCCUUUGCUUAUUAUCUGUUUGCUUUCCGCACCGCUCUGACUCUCCCAAAUUGUUGCAUUUGUCAGCGUCUCCGUUGAAAUUUGCGUAGCGGCAAGUCCGUACUGGAGUCGGGAACGUGUGGCAGGUGCCGCGUGUGGUGAGUUGAAUUGAAGUUCGUGGAAGGGCUUUAGAAGAGAGCAACAUCAUCGCUUUGGUAGUGUGGGGUGUGAUGAGCAGCAGGAGCGGAUUGGUGUGGUUUGGUUUGUCACUAGGGAGGGAUUUCCGUGGAUUCGUGAUGAUCGUGACGAGCUAUAGUUUUUGAUCAGCGGAGAACGGUGAGUAAGCCGGGUUUUGCAUGGUUGUUGAGCGGGUGGUGUCGGUUGCGUGUGUGAGUGGCUGUGAUGGUUUAAUCGUGUGGAUGUUGCUAUGGUGAGUGAAUCUCAGAGGAUGACAGAAUGAUUUGAGACGAUAGACGAUAAAAGUCUUGCUCGCAGUAAAAAAAAACUAGUCCACGGAGAGCGAGAGAUAGUGGACAGACACUCUUGCGAAUAGGGCUUCGGGAAUUGUGGAAAGUUUGUUAUUGUAUUAAUUUAGCUAGACUGAAACGCUAUCGUGCUUUGAGAUUAUUUUGAUGUAUUACAUUCUUGGGCACUGUGUAGCAAUAAGUACAGUUUCUAAGAAAAGUGGAGCAUUUAUAGGGGAAGUGUGACGCAACGUAGCUGUUCAUACUCGGAGUUCUUGGUUUCUGUUCACAGACUUCUUGUUAGUUCAAAAUGGGAGAGGAGAAGUAAUCUGGUCUGGCACUCAUCCACCCUGGAUUAAAGGAAUGGUUAGAAUUUCUAUGGUUAUUUUGCAGCAAUCUGCCGUUCUACAGACGUCAAGAACAGGCUGAAGUCAAUUUCUCUUACAGAAUGCCUUUCAAGGGGGAUUCGCCUUUUUCUAAUGUAGAUUUAGAGGGUGGAAAUGAAGUUCGGAAGCCCCUUCUGGAGCCUCAAGUCGAGGCAGAUGUUGAAAGUCCAGAAUCAAACGAUGGAAAUGAAGUUCAGAAGCCCCUUCUGGAGCCUCAAGUCCUAGCAGAUGUUGAAAGACCAGAAUCAAACGAUGUCAAAGUGGAGGAUAGUGGAGAAGACCAUGAGCAACAUCAUUUAGUGAAGCAUGUUCACUUUUCCGAGUCUCUGCAGCGCGUUCUAGAAAAGAAGGAAUUGGAUGAGGAGCAAGGGCUGAACAAGGAUAAUGAUGAAGAAGAAGAUGAAGAAGACGAGGAUUUUCUGGAAGUGGUUGAAUUUUGGGAGUGGGUGAAGGCGGAGGUCAAGUGCUACGCCAGAUACAUUUGUCCAGUUGUUCUUGUAAAUGCAUGCAUCCUUCUUCUCGUCAUCUUAUACUACUCAACUUGGAAAAGCUAGACCAUAGGAAGUCAAGUGACAAUUGGUAUCUGCAUUCGCAUUAGGCAUCUCGUUUCUUGAGACUUGGACGAAUUUCACAAUUAUUGAGACUCAUAUGGUGGUCUUCUCACCAUUACUUGCAAAGCCAAUUUUGAAAUAUGGUUAACUUCACAUGUAAAACUUGUAUAACGAGGUAAUGUAACAACUCAACUUUGGCCAGAUGGUCAGGUACGUUCAAGGAUUUAGUAGGAAUUACUUGAACACUAAUGUAGAUUACUUCGUAUUACGAAUAAACUUCACCUUCUGCUCUUUGCCAAAGCAGACACCGAAGAAUUUCAAACCUGAAACCUGAUGCUGCGUCAGUUGAGCACUGAAAUGUGAUUGCGAUCUAAUUUGGAGUUCCCCAUUUAGGUUGUGUACUAAAAUAUAGGACACGCUGGAGUGUGUUUUUUAUGACUUCUCCAGUCGGACUGUUAGGAACCUGGGCCAGUAACUUGUAAUCAUGCUCUUUGAGCUCUUGCACAUACAAUAAUUGGGUUUCCCAGGCUUUAUCACCUCA